Aureobasidium pullulans EXF-150 is the source of this 1422-nucleotide messenger RNA. Its product is annotated as MFS general substrate transporter. The annotation marks the transcript as partial. Gene Ontology annotation, molecular function: transmembrane transporter activity. The record is from RefSeq and is a predicted model, not a curated record. The transcript has 2 exons. Gene Ontology annotation, biological process: transmembrane transport. NCBI's taxonomy places the organism in Eukaryota, Fungi, Ascomycota, Dothideomycetes, Dothideales, Saccotheciaceae.
GAACCUCCGUUCUCAAUAUUCAGCGACACAAAGAAGAAACUCAUUGUCUUGACUAUAUCCUUCAUCGGCCUACUCUCUCCCCUGUCUGCCAACAUAUACUUCCCAGCCAUCACUGCCAUUGCAAAAGACUUGGAUGUGUCCAAUUCAGACAUCAAUUUGACUGUCACAACAUAUCUGAUCUUCCAAGCGAUAGGCCCAACCUUCUUCGGUAACCUCGCAGAUGUCAAAGGCAGAAGACUAGCCUAUGUUAUCUGCCUCACGAUUUCUGUCGUCGCGAACAUAGCACUAGCUUGCCAACGAAACUACGCAGCCCUUCUCGUCCUCCGUUGUGUGCAGAGUUCGGGCUCUGCAGCGACCGUAGCCUUAGGUCAGGCUGUUGUUGCAGAUGUCUCAACUCGAGCAGAAAGAGGCAAGUGGGUUGCUUACGCUAGUAUGGGCAUCAUGUUGGGUCCUGCUAUCGGUCCUCUGGUCGGUGGGCUUUUGGAUACGUAUAUGGGCUGGCCGGCCAUCUUCUGGUUCUUGGCUAUCUUUGCUGGAGUCAUGUUGAUGGUGACGUUGACGUAUUUGCCUGAGACUUGCAGGACUGUUGUUGGCAAUGGCUCUGUUCCGCCGCAGAAAUGGAACCGAACGUUGUGGUCUUUUUUGAGGAAGAAAGAGGUUGGCGAACAGACCGAGACGCUACAGCGUGCGAAGAAGAGACCGAACCCUUUCUCUUCAAUCCUCAUCAUCCUCAAGAAGGAAGAUGGACUGAUCCUGCUCUACGGAGCGUUCCUCUAUGCCGGCUUCUACGUCGUCCUCAUCACCUUGACCGACCAACUCGCCGAUCGCUAUGGCUUCAACACUCUCCAAAUCGGUCUCUGCUACAUCCCCUUCGGUGUAGGCUGCAUGGCCUCACGCUUCAGCGUCGGCAUCUUCCUCGACCGCAACUACAAACGCCUCGCCCAAAAUCUCGAUCCCUCCAUCCCUCAAAACACCACCCAAGACCCAGAAAACUUCCCCAUCGAAAAAGCUCGCCUUCAAAUCGGUAUCCCAGCCGCCUACGCCUCAGCCCUCUCGAUAAUCAUCUACGGCUGGGUGAUGCACUUUCACACUUCCCUAGCCGGUCCUUUGAUAAUGCUCUUCCUGAUCGGCAAUUUCACAACUGGCGCGUUCAAUGUGUUUAGCACAUUGAUUGUGGAUAUAAACUUGCAUCAACCUGCUACGGCGAGCGCGGCCAACAAUCUGGCGAGAUGUGGGAUGGGUGCUGUGUUUACGGCUUUUGCUCAGCCGCUUGUGGGAGCGAUAGGGAUUGGGUGGACUAGUACGGCGGUGGCGGGGUUGUGGGUUGUGUUGUCGCCUUGUUUAUGGGCGGUUAUGGUUUGGGGUCCCAAGUGGAGGGCUGAGGAGAAGAGGAAAAUGGAGGAGAAGGAAGAAAAGAAGUGA